GUGUCGGCUGAUCUGAUUGGACAAUGAAACGGCAUCGACGAAUUAGCGGCGACAUUGUAGAACUUGGAAAUUGAUGUUUGGUUUCCAGUUUAAAAAAUGUCGAUCAAUAGGGGCAUCGGCAGUGUCGAGUAUAUGCAAAAAAGAAUACCGAAAAACGCAAAGUAUCAACAUGUCAAAACACGGUUGGACACAGGAUGCAGCCUCACAAAAUACAUGGAAAGACUGGAGGAGAUUAAUAAAAAUUACAGGUACCGAAAAGAUGAAAUAUUCAAGCGAUUAAAGGUGACAACAUUUGCACAGUUGAUUCUUCAGGUAGCCUCUGUGUCAGGCCUGAAUGAAAGUGAGAAUGACAUUGAAUCACACAUCACAGAAGAUGAGUUGUCAGUGGUGUCUGCUGCAGACCUGGAGGGUCUGUCUGAACACACUAACGGCUCCCCACAGGAGUCACCUCGUUCAGAUCACCUGGAUGCAGGCAGCACCAGGGAUGGCUGCUGCACUGCCAGGUCAACACUGUUAAGUGUUAUCAGUGGUGUGGGAGAGUUGAAUCUCAUCAGGAACAAUCAGAAGAUGGAGACUGAGUUGCUGUGCAGCCACGAGCCUGCGGACAGGUCCUACCCCGACUGCCCCUACUUGCUGCUGGACGUACGGGACCGCGACCAGUACGAACACUGUCACAUCAUCAGUGCUCACAGUUUCCCAGUUUCCGUGCUGUCUCGGACAAUGAACCCCUACACCAAAGAAGUGCUGGAAUAUAAAAAUACUGCAGGGAGGAUCAUCAUUGUGUACGAUGAGGACGAACGAAUAGCCAGCCAAGCAGCCACCGUUAUGUGUGAACGAGGAUUUGAGAAUCUGUUUAUGCUCUCAGGAGGUCUUAAGGUAAUUGCUCAGAAAUUUCCAGAAGGAAUGACAACAGGUUCCAUCCCGACCUCAUGCCUGUCCUCUCCCACAUCAUCAAAGAGGAGGAAGAGCUCUGUGCAGCAGCAGCAGCAGCAGCCACAGGUCUCUAAAUCAGUCUUUGCAAUAUUGAUAUAUGAGCUGGCCAAGAUCCAGGAGCAGCUAGAAGAGAUACUCAUUCCAAGUAGCUCCAACAGCCACACAUCCAGCCGCAUGUCAACCAUCAGCUCCCAGUCUAAAGCAUCUAGUGCUCGGAGUCGACCGAGCUCUUUCACAGCUAGGAGGGACAGCGCCAGGGUUCAGAGCAGUAGACCCUGGAAAUAACCUCACCCCCUCAGCCGCACAGAUACACACAAAAUAACUUACCUCCAACACAAAGUCCAUUUAUUUCAGCUUACAUAACUCCCACUCCACUGGUGUAAAUUCUCUUACUGUACAGUCAGAGGUGGACAGGCUCUUUAUUACAGGAACCUGUUUUCUAUUUUCUCAUCUGUUUCUGGCACCCUCUACCAUCUUUUACUCCAAAAUAUCUAAGUUAGGACAAUUUUCUUCUAUCUGAGAAUCACACUGUUCAAUAAUUUGUUGCUCUAACCUCUGGCACAGAUGUUGAUUAUUAACUCUUUUAAAAUGUUGUGUUUUUCAAUUUUAGAAAUCACAUACAUAAUUGACAACACACAACAGCAGUAGAAUGUAAACUCUAGUCAAGGUUUUGACAUCUGGACAACAGUAAAUAUAAGAUUUUGAAUCGAAAACACAUGAAGGAAUUCUGUGAACAGCAUAGACGCUUAAAUUAUGCUCUCCAUCUUCACUACUUACAACUGAUGUCAGACUGUUUUAAAAUAUUUAAUAAAUUGUGUACAUUUGAAUGUUUGCACAGUGCCUCAUCUGUGAACAUGAAAAUUACUGUUUCAUAUAACAGUUUUCUGUUUUUCUCCAGCACAUGAAUCAGUAAUAUCUAUGUUGUUCAAGUUACAGUCUAUUAUUUCAGAAAGGUGAUGUUUAACUCCACCAGUAUGGAAGCCACCAAAUUAACAGCGUUCUUGAAAGAGUUACAGUUUUAUUGCUGGAUACACACUGGUUUAAUGUUGAUAUGACAUGAAGGAUAUGCUUGGAAUCUGUAUUACAUGAAAUGAAAUGUUUGUACAAAUAUUGUUGUAAAGUUUUGAAAAGUUGUGCUGUAUUUUUAUAAUAUGAUGGUUUAUUGUAAUUCCUUAACUGAUGGUGCACUGGCAGCCUUUAUGUACAACUUCUGCUUUCACUUAAACACUAAUGUGAAUGUGAACUGUGUGUGUGUGUGUGGAUCAAAGUACUGAACAUAGUGAUCACACUAACUGAUUAGUUGGAGCCUUCACACUGAUAAAUGUCUGUAACACAAAACUACGGUGUCACUAAAGGAAGGAAGUGGCCAUUUUGUAAUGGCUUUAACACAAUGACACACAGCACAUCAGUUCCCUCAAUGCAUUUAAAACAUAUGAAAAACAGUAUUGCUAAUUGGUGCCCUUUUGUUGUUCAGUGACUUGCGACUUUUCCCGUAAUACAAUCCCACAGUGUCUCCUAUGAAGUGCAUUUAAUGAACAUUUGGACUUCUUCGUAGUCCUUCUUUGUGGCAAAUGUUGUGUUGUCACCAUUAGUCUUAACUGGCUUUAACCAGCUGAUUAUGGUUUUGUUUGUAAAAGAGUGUAUAUGAAUAAAGUGCAUGAUUGCUUGCUG
Monopterus albus (swamp eel) is the source of this 2604-nucleotide messenger RNA. RefSeq names its product centrosomal protein 41 (gene cep41). Bases 97 to 1218 code for a protein of 373 amino acids. The transcript is spliced from 12 exons. Gene Ontology annotation, cellular component: ciliary basal body. Lineage: Eukaryota; Metazoa; Chordata; Actinopteri; Synbranchiformes; Synbranchidae. The record is from RefSeq and is a predicted model, not a curated record. Gene Ontology annotation, biological process: cilium assembly.